Owenia fusiformis is the source of this 2981-nucleotide messenger RNA. Lineage: Eukaryota; Metazoa; Annelida; Polychaeta; Sabellida; Oweniidae. The record is from the annotation of a GenBank genome assembly.
GGUGAUUUAUAAACUUUCUAAAAGUUUAAUUGAAGUUUGCAGACUUUAUAUAACAGGAUCAAUGAAGUAUUACACGAUGUGUAUUGAACAUGAAUUGAGAAUAGCUGUGUUGUAUAAACAUUGAUACAUACUUUGAUUAGCCAGCAACAUGAUCUAGGAAACCAGGAAUCUUUAUAAACCAACUUUGAAGUUUAGUUGAAAUUAAUUUUUAUUUGUAAGAAAUUACAAAAAUAGGAUAGGAGGAAGUAAUUUGACUUCAGGAGACAGGGUAGACACUAAGAAAAUAAGGCUUCAAGACUGAACUGCAGUGUUUAGAAAUGUCAACAGUGUUCGUGCACACAGGUCUGAAUCGGACUUCAACCCCGAUACAAGUGACAGACACUCCAGAUGAUAUCAAGAAAAAAUAUAAGAGACAGUCACAUGAAGAAGAAUGGCCACCAGAGAGUCCAGUUGCAAGAGUCUAUGACUUACAAAACUCCUCAACUCGCAUGAUACUCAUGAACAAUAGAUUUAGAAAGCCUACUAACAGAUUACGUGGACAUGGAAUCAAGCAAGAUGAGGCUGAAAGUGGUCGAUCUACACGCUCUAGCACUCCAGCUCCAUCUAUAAACACAGACAGGCACUUUCAAGAAUCCUGUCGAAAUGAUGCUCACCAUGAAAUAUGUCACAAUUCAGACUCUCCACGGUUCAAACCUCGUCAUAAGACAUCCAAGAUGUGGGUCAAUUCCUCCCAGAGGCCUCCAUGGAAACCAGGAGAGCGCUCAUCCGUUGACCAAUCACGUCAUGUAUCAUGCCAGGUGCCUUCGCAUCCUUCCUUCUACAGUCUCGAAAACACAAAACCAAAGCGACGUCGUCCCCACACUGUGCAGUUGACAUCCAGCAUGAGGGGUCGUUCACACAACUAUUUACGUCACCCUGACUUCUCCAGUGGGCAGCGCCAAUACUUAUGGUCAAUUGCAAAUAUAUACUGUCAGCGGAAUCUGAAGACAUUGAAACAGAAGCAAUAUGGAGAUAUCUUGGAUAAACAGUUCUAUUUAGGUUGGCACAAGGAAGGUGAAUACCUGAAAUAUUACUCAUAUUUGAAUGGAACUCGCAAGAAGCAAUAUGAGACAGAACAGGUGAAGACAUCGCCAAGGUCACCACCUCAGUCACCACGACGACCAAAGACAGCAUCUGGGAGACUACAGAGCCACACCCCCUCCCCAAGGUCAACUCCAAGGUCAACCCCAAGGUCAUGGACCUCAAUGUCAGAUAGAAGUUCAACAACAGACAUGUCGGAAAAUUCAGAUGAAGUGCCUCCUACGACUCCUAGAGGUCGCCCUAAAACUGGUAGGGAACGUAAAUAUCGAAAUGCCUCCAAUAUGAAGGUUGUAGAACGUAAAAACUCUACUCAGAAAUCAAGAUCUCCAACUAAUGAUACAAAUUCUGAACAAACUCACUACACUGUGGAGGUCAAAGAAUCUGAUGAUGAUGAAAAGCCUCCUGAAAGCACCAACCAAGCUGAUCCAUCAAGUAAGGACAGUGACCACAAUGAUUCAGCAUCUGAUAAAGAAGAUCCUAAAGCAAAUGAACAAGAUCCUAAAGCAAAUGAACAAGAUUCAACUGCAAAUGAUCAUGAUUCAAAAUCCAAUCAACAUGGUUCUACAAAUGAUCAUGAGAUUUCAUCAAGAGAGAGUGAUGAUUCAAACUUGAAUGACAAUGAUUCAAACUUGAAUAACAAUGAUUCAAUAUUGAAAGACCAUGGUUCAAGAUCAGAUGACAGUGAUUCAAACAGGGACUCAGAACUCAAAUCAAUCAAAAAUGAAAAAUCUGAAAAACAAAAGGUAAGACGCAAUAAGAAGAAAAAGGCUAAAUCAAAACCAGUUGAAACAGAUAUUCCAAAUGAAGAUGAUCCAUCCCCUAAUGAAACCAUUAGGAAUUACUCUAAAAGUGAACAAAAUCCUGCAAAUGAUGACGAUAGUCCAAAAUUUCAAGAUGAUCAUUCCCUGAAGGAAGAAUACCUUCAACAAAAUGACCAAUCCACUCAAGAAAAUGAUCCAUCUCCAAAACAAAAUGAUCAGUCCACAGAAGAAAUUGAUUCAGAGAAUAACGAUGCAUCAGAACCGGAGAAUGACGAUAAUAAAAGUGACAUAACUGAGUCUAAUGAUGAAUAUUCUAGGCAGAUGAAGGAAAAUUAUGAUAACACUAAUCAACAAAGAGAGAGUGACAAUGAUGAUAAACAUGACACCAAUAAUCAAGAACGUGAUAUGAAAGAUGAGAAUCAAGAUUCCAAUAGUGAAACAGAGGAUACCAAUCAUGAAAAUCAUGAUACCAAUGGUGCAAAGGAAGAUACCAAUGUCGAAAAUCAUAAAAUCAAUAGUGAGAAUCAUGAAACCAAUGCUGAAAAUCAUGAUACACAUGGUGAAAACUAUGAUACACAUGGUGAAAACUAUGAUACACAUGGUGAAAACAAUAUUGUGGAUUCAUCUGAGGAUAUUCAAAGAGAUGCUACAGCUGACGACACCAACCAACCCACAAAUGAUGAAAUUGAAAGACAUUUUACACAAAAGGACAAUGAAGAUGAAAUGAUACAGAAUCAAAAUGAGAAAUCCAAAAAUAAUGAUACAUUUGAACAAAAUAAUGUUUCAACUGAACAAAAUUAUGACCAAAAUGAAAAUGAUAAUGAUUCAAAUGAACAAAAGAAUGAUUCAAAUGAACAAAAGAAUGAUUCGAAUGAACAAAAUUAUGACCCAAAUGAACAAAAUAAUGUUUCAAAUGAAAAAAAUAAUGACUCAAAUGAAGAAAAUGUUGGCCAAACUGAUAGAAAAGAAACAAAUCUUGAAAAAGAAGAAGUAAAACCUGGAUCUGCUGCAGACUAUAACAAUAUCGUAAAAAUUGUCAAAUUGAAAAGAAAAAUGGCCGAACGAUCCGACAGUCGGGUUUCAAUCACAUUUAGAAAUAAGUAUUACGAUGGGGCAAAAGAAGACAUGGAAGAGGAUUAG